UAUAGUUGGAUCGUGUUCUUGAUCCUUUCUUCCAUGUCUGCCUUUUAAUUGAAGAGUUUAAUCCCUUUACAUUAAGUGUAAAAUGGACUUACUCUACCAUUUUGCUUUUUGUUUUCUAUAGUCUUAUGUAUUUGUUUUGUUUUGUUUUGUUUCUCAAGUCUUCUGUUAAAAUAGAUGAUUUAAAGUCUUUGUCUAGAAUUUCCAACCAUUGGGCUUCAUUGGUGGCCGGCACUGUGACCAAACUGUAGGCAAAAGAACUGCAGAAUAGGGAGAGAGAGUACGGCUGUGUGUUGAGGGUUGAUGGUUCCCACCCAGAAUUAAAAAAUGAUGACACACAUCGUUUCCAUCGUUUCAUGACCCCUGCCUCCCCACCAUACACAAAACGCCCCAAUGACAGACAAACGCAAGCAGUUUACCAGAAGGUGGGUACUGCCCGUUGCUCUGUUCCCUUCCAGGGAGGUGCUCCACGUGGCCCUUCUCUUCCUCCGGGUCAUCAGUGCCUGUGCAGACGGCAAGAUCCGCAUUUACAAUUUCCUAAAUGGGAACUGCCUGAAGGUGAUGAAGGCCAAUGGCAGAGGUGAUCCUGUGCUGUCCUUCUUUAUUCAGGGCAACAGGAUGGUGAUCAACACGGAGAGCAAUGUUCUCAUGUUCCAAUUCGAGAAUAUAAAGUGGCAGUACCCCCUGGAACGGGCCAAACAGAAGACCAGGGACAAAGAGGAAGACAGGGAAGAAAACGGCCUCACAGAAGUUCUCUCCAAGUCCAGCACUCAGAUCUACAGCCCCAGGGACUCUCUAUCCAGCAAACAAGUAGCCCAGGAGUCCCUGUUAAGCAAACCUCACAAGUCCUGCAUCUCUCUGAAGGCAUCCAGGUCACCUACAGCUUCCCCCCACCCCGAUCGUCAUUCAGCACCGUUAACGGAAGCAGCUCUGAGUCAAGGAAAGCCAAAGCCACCCCGAAGAGACGGCAGGAAGAGAAUGAGUCCCAGGGACGCAAAUGGCAGGGGUGGCCAGUGGGAGCAAGAGACUUUGGAAGCAAAACCCCUCCCCGGAGGUAAGAACGGUGAGGCUCCAUUCAUAACCAGUGCGUUCAUGCUGUGGACUGUGAAGGAGCAGAAGGAGUAUGGGGAGGCCAUGGUGAAGGAGUAUCAGGCCAGAAAGCCUGCUGGAGUGGUCAACCCAGAAAAGGCCAGCAAAGCUGCCUGGAUCCGGAAGAUCGAAGGCCUGCCCAUAGACAAUUUCAUGAAGCAAGGAAAAACCACAGCCCCUGAACUUGGACAAAACAUAUUUAUCUGA
This is a messenger RNA of Vicugna pacos (alpaca), 1293 nucleotides long. The record is from RefSeq and is a predicted model, not a curated record. NCBI's taxonomy places the organism in Eukaryota, Metazoa, Chordata, Mammalia, Artiodactyla, Camelidae.